Lodderomyces parapsilosis is the source of this 1587-nucleotide messenger RNA. RefSeq names its product metalloaminopeptidase (gene LAP41). Bases 1 to 1587 code for a protein of 528 amino acids. Gene Ontology annotation, molecular function: metalloaminopeptidase activity; zinc ion binding. The record is from RefSeq and is a predicted model, not a curated record. NCBI's taxonomy places the organism in Eukaryota, Fungi, Ascomycota, Pichiomycetes, Serinales, Debaryomycetaceae. Gene Ontology annotation, biological process: proteolysis. Gene Ontology annotation, cellular component: fungal-type vacuole. The transcript has a single exon.
AUGCCAAACACUACAAUUGAAGAUAUAGCUGCUGGUAUCACUGCAGCUUUGAUUAGCAAGCUCCAAGAGCAGACAUUGGGUGCAACUCCGGUAACGACUAACGUCACUGCUGACAAAGUUGACAAAGUUGACAAAGUUGACAAAGUUGAACAACCUGUUGUAUCAAACUAUGAUGACAAAUAUUUUGACAAGUUGGCUGAGAAAUACAUUGAUUUUACUUACAACAACCCUACAAUCUAUCAUGUUGUUGACCACUUCAAGCACCAAUUGAAAGAUGCUGGAUUUGAGUAUUUACCAGAACCAGAAUCGUGGAGUGACAUCAAACCAGGUAAAUAUUUCACCACUAGAAAUGGCUCUUCUCUUGUUGCAUUUGUUGUUGGUAAAAAUUGGAAACCGGUUAAAGGCUUUGGUGCCGUUGGAUCCCAUAUUGAUUCACUCACUACUAUCUUGAAACCAGUUUCGAAGAAAGACAAUGUUGAUGGAUACGAGUUGCUUGGUAUUGCUCCAUAUGCUGGGACAUUGGGUAAUCUUUGGUGGGAUAGAGAUUUGGGUAUUGGUGGUAGAUUAUUGGUGAAGGACUCCAAGGGUAAGGUUUCACAACAUUUGGUUGAUUCUACACCUCAUCCAAUUGCUCACAUUCCCACAUUAGCACCACAUUUCGGUGACCCAGCUGUUGGACCAUUCAAUACCGAAACGAAAGCAGUUCCAGUGAUUGGAUUUUCUCAAGGAAAAGAAGACGAUCCUGUACCUACUGAAGCUGAAAAGAGGGCUCCCUUGUAUGGAAAACAUCCGUUGAAAUUGUUGAGGUAUAUCGCUAAGAAGGCAAAUGUUGGUGUUGAAUCAAUUAGUCAAUGGGAUUUGCAAUUAUUUGACGUUCAAAAGGGAACUAAAGGUGGGUUAAACAAUGAGUUUAUUUUUGCUCCUAGAGUUGAUGAUAGAGUAUGUUCAUUUGCUGCUUUGAAUGGGUUGAUUGAUGCUACAAAGGAGGAGCUCAAAGAUGACAACUCAUCAUUUACCAUUGUUGCAUUGUACGACAAUGAAGAGAUUGGUAGUUUGACUAGAGCUGGUGCCAGAGGUGGAUUAUUGGAGCUGGUUGUUGAAAGGGUUGUUGCUAGUAAACAUUACAACCCUGAUGAGGUAGCCACUCAAGAUAAAUUGAGAUUAGUAUAUGCCAACUCCAUCAUUUUAUCAGCUGAUGUUAAUCAUUUAUUAAAUCCCAAUUUCAAAGAAGUUUACUUGGAAAACCAUUCACCUGUACCCAAUAAAGGUGUUGCUAUAGCAUUAGACCCUAAUGGCCAUUUCGCUACUGAUUCAAUUGGAUUGGCAUUUGUGGAAGCUUUGGCUCAUCGCAAUAAAGAUGAAUUACAAUAUUUCCAAAUUAGAAAUGAUGCGAGAAGUGGUGGAUCAAUUGGACCAGCAAUUUCAUCAGCCACUGGUGUGAGAACUAUUGAUUUGGGAAUUCCUCAAUUAUCAAUGCAUUCAAUCAGAGCUACUGUUGGCUCAAAGGAUAUUGGAUUGGGGACUAAAUUUUUCACUGGGUUUUUCCAAAAUUGGAGAUCAACUUAUGAUGAAUUUGUUGAUUUGUAG